AUGUAUAUUGCUUCGGAGGGUGGUCAGGGAGACCCAAUGCCUGCAUGCCUUGUCACAGUGGAUAAGUAUUUGGCCAAGACCAUGGAUAUGUGGAACCGUGACCCAGAGAAAUGGAAACAGCUGAGAGAUUUGGAGCCUACAGAGGAGAAUUUGUCGAAGAUUGUCGCCAAUGCAACUUUACUUUCAUGGAGGUAUCGCCAUGAAGCCAGAGGAGGAGUCACAGCUCGAGCCCUGCCUCAAAGCUCCAAUGCGCAGCUGCUUGCCCUUGCCAAAUGUCACAUGGCAGAGUUGAGCACCGUGGCGAAGACAGAUGCUGCGGAGAUGGUGGUGGAGCAACUGGUUACCAUCGUGCCAAAAAGGUUGAAGGCUGAAAAGUAUUCGCCUGAGGGCAGAGACCAAUUAGCUCAUGAGCUCAUGGACUACGGAACCUUCUUGCUGGCUAACCUUGUGCAGGCAGAAAAAUCCGUCAGCGUACCAAAGUUGAAAGGCCCUCGCUUUCAGGAAGCUGCUAGCCUAGUUUGGGAGAGGAAGCAGGAUGACGUAAAAGUCCUUGCGGCUUUAUCCUAUGUGUUGCAGGCUGUGUCUGCCAACAUAACAAAGUGGCAAGUGCAGAUGAACGAUGGUGGUGAUUGGACAGAUAUGGCUGCAGAGCAACAGCUAGCCCUACGCACGGCUGUGUCCAAAGGCGAGACGGUACUACAUUUCCGCGCUCGCGGCUUCCCAUAUGAAAUUGACCUCAAGGAGAUGACCCAGACGAACUUGAAGAGUGGUACCUCCCGCAAGAUACAAGAGGUGUCCGUGACCUCCUUCGGCGAGGGUGGUGCGGAAGAGUCCAAGCCGUACAAGUGGCAGGUCUCAAAUGGAAAAGGUGGUUGGUGGGACUUCCCGCCAGAAGUUGAUACAGUUGUUAAAGAUGCCAAAGCUGCUGGGCUGACGGUGGUGACGUGCGUGAUCAGGGGGCAGCCGUACGAAGUGGACCUGAACAAAAUGACCCAGAAGAACACAAAGACUGGUACCAAGCGUGAGAUUCGUACCUGUGAAAUUUGA
Durusdinium trenchii is the source of this 1047-nucleotide messenger RNA. NCBI's taxonomy places the organism in Eukaryota, Dinophyceae, Suessiales, Symbiodiniaceae. The record is from the annotation of a GenBank genome assembly.